UGGGUCAAAGCAGUGCACUGAAAGAUGAAAGGCUCAUCUUGAUUCUGUUGAGACAAAAAGGAAUCGCUUCACUGGGUACCAAGAAGAGACAGACGCCUGAGACUCCUGCAGCCAUGCGUUCAUGCAGCCCUCCAGGCUCUGUAGUCUUCAUUCUCAUCAUUAGCAGGAUCAUCGAGGGCUCAAGCUCCAGCGCUGAAGAGGUGCUGCCUCCCACCAUUCAGAAACUGAUGAAGGGAUACAACAAGUACCUGAGGCCUUUCUUCGGCGAUGGCCCUGUUACUGUUGGAAUGAGUUUGGACAUCGCCAGCAUAGACACUAUAUCUGAGAUCAACAUGGACUACACGGCCACUAUCUUCCUGCGGCAGCGGUGGACAGAUGAGCGUCUGUGCUUCGAUGGCAAUAAGAGUCUAAGUUUGGACGGCAGGCUCGUGGAGCUCCUGUGGGUGCCUGACACAUUCAUUGUGGACUCCAAGAAAUCCUUCCUGCAUGACAUCACUGUGGAGAACAGACUGAUCAGGAUAUUCCCCAACGGAACCGUGCUCUACGCCCUCAGAAUCACAACCACAGUGGCCUGCAGUAUGGACCUUACUAAGUACCCCAUGGACAAACAAACCUGCACACUCCAGCUGGAGAGCUGGGGUUAUAAUGUGAAAGAUGUGGUGUUUUAUUGGACUCGGGGGAACCAGUCAGUUAGCGGACUUGAUACUCUACAGCUGGCCCAGUACACCCUGGAGGACUAUUAUACUUCAGAGUCUGAAGCCGUCUAUGAGACUGGUAACUACCCGAAGCUGAUCUUCCACUUCCAGUUGAGGCGAAGCAUCCUUUACUUCAUUCUAGAGACAUAUGUGCCAUCUAGUGCCCUGGUGGUUCUCUCCUGGGUCUCCUUUUGGAUCAGUCAGUCCUCUGUUCCUGCUCGCAUCUGUAUAGGGGUGACGACAGUCCUAACAAUGACCACCUUGAUGAUGGGGGCACGCACUUCUCUUCCCAACGCUAACUGCUUUAUCAAAGCAAUUGAUGUGUACCUGGGCAUCUGCUUCAGCUUCAUCUUUGGUGCCCUCAUUGAGUAUGCUGUUGCCCAUUUCUGCACUUUGCACCAGCCAAAUGCUGCCAAUGCAUAUAUGUAUGGGCAGGAGAUGCAGGAGCGUGAGGAUGAGAUGAAUGGGAUCGUUACCUCCAUUGGAAGCUCUGCGGCUCUGCGGGCGCGCAAGAGGGAGGAGAUGUUGUCCCGCGCAGGCAGCACCAGCAGCCCCUCUCCCAGUGACAAUAAAGAGGAGAAGCCCUCCUCCUCUCAGCCCCAGAGUGGCUGCGCCAAGUCCCUGUCAGUGGCACGGCGUGUUGUGUGCUUCCUGAACUGCUGCCAUGUGGAAAACCCACACUACAUCGACAACUACUCACGUCUGACCUUCCCCCUGUCAUUCAUCUUCAUUAACCUGCUCUACUGGACCUACUACCUGUACUUCUAGUGUGUGUAAGGGUGUGUAUAGGUAGCUUGUUGCUUGAGUGUGAUUGUGGCCAGUGGGGAUGAAUGCAUAUUGUUGCUGUCAGAACAAGACAGUUUAGUAACACUUUGUUACAAGGAUUUAUCAAGGUAUUCUUCUUUGUUUAGCAAGGAACCUAAUUGAUUUUUCUGUUGUGUGAAUAUAACUAAUAAUGGCAUUAUUAGUGUAAUAAAGCACAAUUAACACUUUAUUAGGACUUUAUGCAAAUUAUUGUGCAUGAAUUAUCAUCUAAAUUCAUCACGUUUUAGUGCAUAAUCGGCAGAUUUUGAUUACUGUCGACUCUAGAUAGUGUCAAGUGACUUCUGUAGUUAAUUUUUCUUGAGUUGAAAAAAACCCUCUAUUGCAUGAAUUAUUACAUGAUAAAAAUGUUUUGAUGUGUUUUUGUUAUUUAAAAUCACUUAAAUAAUGGAAAUUUUUGAAAAUAAAUAAUGCAUGUAUUUUUAAGGGGGGUAGUUGAUAAAUUGUUGCCAUAUGGCAACAAUGUGCAAUCGUGGAAAGCACCAUAUAAUCUAAAAAAAAAGCACCAUAAAAUCAAAUUUUUCUCUAAAAUCAUCCUUUUAUUGAAAACAAGACUGAACUUAUACUUAGUGAAAUGUACAACCCGAUAUUUACAAAUAUUAGAAAGCAAUGAAAUUUAACAAUAAUAACAAUAUAAUAAGAUUUCCUGGUCAUGUGAUGUCCUAAAGUAUUUGUCCCUUCAAAGUGAAAGACCCUUUUUCCACAAUUAAAUAGCAAAACAGAUUUUUUUUACUGCCUUUUGGUAAAAUUGAGAUGAAGUAAUUGUUGCCAUGUGGCAACACCGUGCAAUAGAGGGUUAAACUUCAUGAUGUGUUCUGUAUUCUGAAGUUUCAGUCAUUAUGAAUUAGCAGUGGCUAGAGCUAGAGCUGUGGUUUGGGCCAUAAAUGCCAAAAACGAGGAAAAAAAACCUCUAUGA
This is a messenger RNA of Colossoma macropomum (tambaqui), 2433 nucleotides long. It is a transcript of the gene gabrz, whose product is annotated as gamma-aminobutyric acid type A receptor subunit zeta. Gene Ontology annotation, molecular function: neurotransmitter receptor activity; extracellular ligand-gated monoatomic ion channel activity; GABA-A receptor activity. The transcript is spliced from 10 exons. The coding region runs from base 114 to 1463 and encodes 449 amino acids. Gene Ontology annotation, cellular component: GABA-A receptor complex; synapse; membrane. Lineage: Eukaryota; Metazoa; Chordata; Actinopteri; Characiformes; Serrasalmidae. Gene Ontology annotation, biological process: chemical synaptic transmission; nervous system process; signal transduction. The record is from RefSeq and is a predicted model, not a curated record.